AUGACGGCUGACGAGCAACAACAGACGACGGACGAGAACGAUGCCCGAGUCUCUGCCGCCGGCCAGAUCGAGUACUGGGGCCGGCAGUCGGUCGACGUGGACGGCAUGCUCGGCGGCUACGGGCACCUGUCGCGCGUGGACAUCCAGUUCUCUCGCAAUUUCCUGGCCAAGCUCCGUCGACUGUAUCCCCCCGUCUCAUCAGCGAGGAGUAGGGGUGAUGGUGGCAGUGGCAGCAACAAAGAAUCAUCAUCGUCAUCAUCAGCUUCAUUAUCGACCGGCGACAGCAGCACCGGCACCGGCACUGGCACCAGCCCGACGAAAUCCCCCACGAAAUACGUGUUCCGAUCCUGCCUCGAGACCGGCGCGGGGAUCGGGCGGGUCACGCUGAACCUGCUGGCGUCGCAGUGCGAGACGAUCGACGUGGUCGAGCCCGUGGAAAAGUUCACCGCCCGGCUGACCGCGCCGGACGCGCCGCUGGUGAAAUCGGGGCAGCUGCGGCGAGUGUACAACUUGCCCCUGCAGAAUUGGACGCCGGAGUCGCUUCCGUCCUGGGAGAACUCGACGCCGCCGCCGCCGACGACGAAUGGCGAGCCCCCGAUAAUCGAGCAUGGAAGCGAGGGGGCCCGGCCCGGCCGGUACGACCUGGUGUGGAACCAGUGGUGUCUCGACUUCCUCUCGUCGCACGAGCUGGUGCGCUACUUCCGCAGCCUGAUCCCGCUGCUCGCGGCGCCGGACGGCUGGAUCAUCGUGAAGCAGAACGUCUCGACCGCCGGCGACAAGGGGGACCAGGACACCUUCUGGGAGGACGAGUGCAGCGUCACCCGCAGCGACCGCCACUUGCGCGCCCUGUUCGAGCAGGCCGGCCUGGUCCUCGUCCAGACCCUGCGCCAGACCGGGUUUCCCGAGCGGUUGCUGCCCGUGCGCAUGUACGCGCUGAGGCCGGCGGCAUGGGCGGGAAGGGCGGGAGGGGGUCGCUCGGAGGGUGUGAAGGGUUGA
Messenger RNA from Fonsecaea erecta, 996 nucleotides. RefSeq lists its product as hypothetical. The record is from RefSeq and is a predicted model, not a curated record. The transcript has a single exon. Bases 1 to 996 code for a protein of 331 amino acids. NCBI's taxonomy places the organism in Eukaryota, Fungi, Ascomycota, Eurotiomycetes, Chaetothyriales, Herpotrichiellaceae. Gene Ontology annotation, biological process: N-terminal protein amino acid methylation. Gene Ontology annotation, molecular function: N-terminal protein N-methyltransferase activity. Gene Ontology annotation, cellular component: cytoplasm.